GCCACCACUACCACAGUGGCACCGGCGCCCGCUGCCCGAAGCGACACGGCGCCUCUCCUCGACACCAUGGCCGGCUGGCCCCUCGUAGCCGCCGCCUUCCUCUGCGCCAGCGCCGUCCUGUGUGUGCCCGUGGAGCAGACGACCGCCGCGACAGUCACAACGGAACCUGGCCACAGUUUUGAACAGCCCGGUGCGGACGGAGAAGUGGGACUGCCAGUGAGUGAUGCCGAUGUGUCCUCUAAUGGAGUGAGACGACGAAAUGGCGCGGAACUGACGGAGGAAAACACGAUGGAGCCGACCACUCGGGAGCGUCUGGUUAUGCAGAGUCUGGGCGUGAGGUGCACCGCCGGAGACUUCCUCUCCUGCUUCAUGGUGGAGCUCACCGACUACUUCGACGGCUUCAUGGCCAGGAGUAACGUGAACCUGCUGCCUGGAGUCAAUCUCACCCAGGUGUGGCCAGAGCAGCCGCUGAACUCCAGCGAGGAAGAGGCGGCCGCGACGUCGCGGUCUGACGGCGACUCCGGGCCGUCGCUGCUGCAGCUGAUCGGCCGGAAGGUGUGGGCGUUCGCGCGCAGCCACGUGCUCAGCCUCGACUUGCGGCCCGUGGCGGACUUCGUGCAGGAAGCGCGUACGCGCGGCUUCCUUCGGAGCCUAGAGAAGGCAGUCGGGGCAGGUCGCAGCGAGAAACUCACCGUCGGCGGUAUCGACUUACCAAUCGGCAGCAGUGACAGCGGGAGCGACGACGAUGACGACGACGACGACGACAACGACAAGGACAACAGCACGAGGACGACGAUGACGGCGAUCGUGCUGAAGACGGUGGUGCUGGGCGUGCUGGCGCUCAAGGUGAUGGCCGUGCUCAUCGCCAAGGUGGCCGUCAUCAUGAAGGUGACGGCGGCCGCCGCCGUGCUCGCGCUGCUCUUCUUCCACGGCUUCCAGAAGGACAUCUCCUACCAGGUGGUGACUCAGCAGAAUAAGCCGGACUCUUAUGAACCCGACCCGCACUCCCAUCAGGAAGAGUACGGUGGUGAUUCGUACUCCAACAUCGGUGGUGGUGGCGGAGGUGGUUAUGGUGGUGGUUAUGGUGGCGGCGGCGGCGGCGGCGGCGGCGGCGGCGGCGGUGGCGGCGACUGGGGACGCAACGGAGCAGCACACAACAUGGCCUACAGGGCUCAGCGUCGCAAACAGAACGGUUAAAUCGUCGACCAUCUCUCAAAGAGUAAUGGAUGCCUUUUAUUGACCCAAGAUCUCAUUCCAGUGACAGAAACAUGGACCUGUUCACAAGGUAACAACAGAUAACACAGUGUUUUCCACCAGUACACCUUUUUUGUUGAGAAACAAAUGAGCAUCAAAACAUAUUUACAUAACAAGUGACUGUCAGUAUUAAUUCAGCUACACAUGGACAAUGGUGGAAGCCCAGUGGAAAGAUUGGCUAUUGAACUAGGCUCUCAAUUAUCUAUGCACAUUCGAAGCAUACCUACAAGGAAGUGUGAAGUGACUAUCAGAGUGGGAGCUGUGAAGAAGCAACACUGUGCGCAGAGAUAUACUGCUCUUCAGUUGUAAUGUGUGAGUGUUUAUUCCAUACACUCAUAUGGUAGUUCACACUGAAAUGUAUCACUCAUCGCCUUAUUUCCAUUUACAUCAUUAUUUAUUUAUUUAUUUGUUAUGAAACAGUUUUAUAUUAAACUGAAUAAUACAAAGCA
This is a messenger RNA of Schistocerca gregaria, 1703 nucleotides long. RefSeq lists its product as uncharacterized. The transcript is spliced from 5 exons. NCBI's taxonomy places the organism in Eukaryota, Metazoa, Arthropoda, Insecta, Orthoptera, Acrididae. Bases 67 to 1197 code for a protein of 376 amino acids. The record is from RefSeq and is a predicted model, not a curated record.